Messenger RNA from Cataglyphis hispanica, 3492 nucleotides. It is a transcript of the gene Tsp97E, whose product is annotated as tetraspanin-13. Bases 239 to 889 code for a protein of 216 amino acids. Gene Ontology annotation, cellular component: membrane. The record is from RefSeq and is a predicted model, not a curated record. NCBI's taxonomy places the organism in Eukaryota, Metazoa, Arthropoda, Insecta, Hymenoptera, Formicidae. The transcript is spliced from 7 exons.
CCAUCGCGCUGGUUCGGGCAGUCGCGAAUUGCCUGCCAUCGUGGGGACCUCGGUGUGCGUGUGAGACUGAAAUUAAAGUGCGAGUUUAUUAAUCGUGAUUGCGCAGCACAUUGUUCCUUCGUGUAAAGCUCGACGAGACUUCCGUGACACUCCGUGCGUUGUGAAUCGAGCCCGCGACGCGAGUCGACCGCGGCUGCAGGGAUUCGACGAGGACAGUGAAGAACGGGCGCAGCUGAAGAUGUGCGGUGGCUUUACGUGCUCCAAAAAUGCGCUGACAGCACUCAACAUUCUCUACAUCGUUGUUGCCUUUAUAUUAAUAGGAGUUGCUGUAUAUGGAAGGGCAUCCGCCUUAGUUACAAACCUUCCUAUUAUUGGUGGCAUUUUAGCAUGCGGUGUGAUCCUGUUUCUUAUUUCCAUUUUGGGCCUGAUUGGUGCUGUUAAACACCAUCAGGUUUUAUUGUUCUUUUACAUGCUUAUAUUAUUUCUUUUGUUCCUGAUUCAAUUCAGCAUUGCCUGUGCUUGCCUUGCUGUCAACACUAAACAGCAAGAACAACUUGCUGAACAGGGUUGGACACAUGUUGAAUCUGAUUUAAAAAGAAAAGUUCAAACCACUUUUAAUUGUUGUGGAUUUAAUAGUACCAUUGAAGAUCCAAAUGUACCUUGUGAUGAUGUCAGUAAGGUUUGCUGUCAAUCAAUUGAUACCAGUUUAAUGCCUUGUCCACCUUGUCCAACAUGUAUGCACAAACUGCAAUCUACCAUUGACUAUGCAUUUAAAUUGUGCGGCAGUAUAGGAUUAUUCUUUAGCUUUACAGAGUUUGUUGGUGUUUGGUUGACCGUGAGGUACAGGAACCAGAAAGAUCCACGAGCUAAUCCUAGUGCUUUCCUCUAGUCUAACACCAUCGCCAUGUCCUCUGUCACUUCAUAUGAUCCUCCUAACAGAUGGUGAUUGCAGCUUUCUUGGCAAGACGUUAUCGUAAUCAAUUAGAUCCACAGGAAAAAGCUGCAAGAGCUAUUUUUCCGCGACAUAAUUAUUUAUAUUGAAAAAAAAAUUAAUAAUUUUUCUUUAAUCUUUCUUUUUAUUCAUAUUAUUUCAUAUUACUCUUAUCUAGUAUAAAGGGGACAAACAUAAUAAUUAAUUUUAUUUUCGAUUGCCCGUUUAUAUGUUACACAUAUUUUCUAAGGGCUAAAAUUUAAAUUUUAUUUUUUAAUAACAAUGACAAUGAGAUAACUAUAUAGACAUGUAUAAUGCUCAACAGAAAUAACAGCUGAUUUUUCAACUGGGCAAUCGUAGAUUUUAGAAUGAGUUAGAUGAAUAACAGAAAUGUGUGCUCUAGUCAUACUGAUUGUUAGAACAUUCAUAACAAGCCUCAAUGCGCCUUGUAGUUUACAGACGGAAAACAUUAUGUAAGUAUAUUUCUAUUAAAUUUUGUUGCAUUGUGUUUUCAACAACACAUAAAAUGGAAGUCGGUAAUGAAAAUCUAGCAUACUAUCUCGUAAUUAUACUAUUCAUUAUGCUAGUUCAAAAUAAAUUGGAUAUAUUAUAAUAUAUAUAAAAUUAUCCUAAAAAUAUACGGAUUGAAAUAAAAAUGCUAUAAGGAGAUGCAAAUUAAUUUUUUUUAUAUUUUUUUAUGGAAGAGUGUAGGUAAUCAUGGUAACAGCAUAGAUGAUAUAACAUCCAUGAUCGUAUCACAAUCAUAUUUUUCUCUCCUAUGCACAUACAUACAUAUACAUGUAUAUGACAUAUAUUACAUAUUAUAUACGUAAUUAUUCAAUAAUAUUUAGAAAUUUAUAUAUCUUCCAAACAAAAAAAAAAAUUUGUCAUGUCCUCUUUGAGUACACUUUUAAAUAACUUUAUAAUAUUUUUAUGUCUGAAGAGAUUAUUUUUUUAUAUUUCAAAUUUUUGAUAGUCUAAUGUGUGAAGUAUCUUCUGUUAUAUAAAAGUUUUAAUCCAAAUAAUCAGAACAAAAUUGUAAUUAUACUCUUACAAAACUCAUAUCUAAGUUGGAUGGAACUUGACUUAUCUUUGGCAGGCAUUGCAAAUUUUUGGAAAUAUAAUAGUCAUUCUUAUUUCUUAUAUGUUUUUAUAUAUAUAUUUGUACAUAUAUGGAGAUAUUGUCAAAAAUAUAUUAUAAAAUUAUCGAAUAUGUAUAUGUAUUAACAAAUUAUAGCUCAGUAAAACACUGUCGAUAGUAUAAAAUUUGUCACAUAUAUUUCAAGUUUCAUCCACCGAAAAUAUUUAAUACAAGUGCUUUGCUUGAGUAGAAAUGCUACUCUGUUUGUGCAUUUUAAUAAAAUUUAUGCAUAAUAUAAGCCAAAUAUUACAUAUCCUAAACGGCCUGGUGGGAAGUUAUUGACGAACUUUAUAAUAGUCUCACUCUUUCUCAUAUAAUGCAGAAUUCUUAAUUCAAAACUUUUAAGCUUUCGCAGUUGUAAAAGAAGAUAUUUAAACCAUUGUAUCAAAAGAUAUUUAUUAUGGAAAAUCUCUUUUGAAAAUAAUAUCCUUCCAGGUUUUUUCGGACAAUUUGCAUAAUUAAAUCGUAAAUCUUCCUCUUUAUGAGGAAGGUGAAUUUAAUACGCAUGAAAAUAAUAUAUGUUUACAUCGUGCCCAUUCUAGACAUUAGAAAAUAUAGCAUAUUUUCUAUCCAACUCCUUUACAUAAGAUGAGAUGAAUCUCGUUGUAGUUUUGUUUUUGUAUCUUUAUCCGAUAGACUACUAAAAUAACAAUCAUCGCUAUUCAAUAGCGAAUUGAAAAAUCAUUACUAUUUACUCUUUUGUUUAUCCAAGAAAUUUUAAGAAUAUAACUAAAUCAAAUAUUGUAAAAAUAUAAUUAAAUAUAAACAGAUUUUAUAGAGUUCGUUCUUGAACAAUAAAAGUAUAAUGUGACGUGCACGUUUGAAGAUUCUUUUAAUAUUUAGAAAGUAUUUUGUUUUGACAAUUUUUUUAUGUUCGUUUUUAUGAAUGUUUGAGUCUGCGCAAAUUUUUAGAGUGCCAGUUAUGUCUCAGAAUUGUAGAAAGUAAUUUGUGGAUAUCUUCCGACGAGUGUAAAAAUAAAAUCAUGCGAACAUUCCAAUUUUUACGCCUCUGUCCGGCUUCGGUAGAAACGUGCAUAUAUUUUAUAUGUACGGAAUAGGGCUCGUGUUGUACACGCGAGAUAUGUACGGUAGCGUAAUUCCUAUAUACAUAUUUUUAUCUAAAUAUCGUAUCAUAAUCAUUAUAUAUAUAUAUAAUAUAUUCGUAAUUAGAUUUAAAUGAUUAAGAAACGUAUAAUUCUAAGAAUAAUCGAGAGGAAUUCGACGAAAAGCGCAUAUGAGAAUGAUUCGCACUUCUGUGUAACAGAAAAAUGAUGUUAGAAACAUAAUUGUAUUAUCUAUGUAAUGCCUUUUUUGAAAUCAAAAUCUGAUACAUGCGAAAGGGUUUAAAUACCGACAAUCUUAAAGGUGUGAUGGAAAUCAUGUACAUGUUUGGAGAUCAAUGGAAAUCAUAUUCGAAUUA